AUGAAAUUCAAAGAUAAAUAAUUAUAAUAAAAACAUUAAGAAAUUGAGUAAUUAUAGUAAAAAUUAACUGAUGAAUUGAAGAAUUUAAGUAUUCAAAAUAUGAAGGAAAAGCAAAUGUUGGAAGAAAUAAUUAAAUCCAAAGAUUAAUAGUUAUAAUAUCAAUAAUUAGAGAUUCAAUAACUUAAGUAAAUUUACAUUUUUUAACCAUCUCUUUAAUUAAUACUUAAACCAUUCACUUAUAAAUUAAUAUAGAAUAGUUCAAUUCAAUACGAUCAAAAAUGUUAUGCAAUAGCUAUUAAUGGAGAUUCUUCAAUUUUAAUAGCUGGAUGUUAAAGUCAAAUUUAAGUAUUUGAAUUUAAAUCAGAUGUGUUGAAACAAACUCAACUACUAAAUAAUCAUUAAGGCGAUGUCAAUACUUUAAAUUUUAUGAAUAAAUCUAAUCACUUUAUAUCUGGAAGUGAUGAUUCAUCAAUUAUAAUAUGGUCUAUGAAUCAAAGCAAUUAAUAUAUUUGCUAAUAGAAAUUAAAUGGACAUAAUGAUAGUAUAUUUUGUUUGGUGUUGACAAAGAAUGAAGAUUUGAUCAUUUCAGGUAAUGAUGAAUAUACAAUGAAAUUUUGGAUGAAAUAGAAUAAAGCAUAUUCUAAAACCAACUGUUUCAACCUUAAUCUUUUAGAUUACAAUCCAUUUAGAAUACUGUUAUGA
This is a messenger RNA of Paramecium primaurelia, 702 nucleotides long. The record is from the annotation of a GenBank genome assembly. NCBI's taxonomy places the organism in Eukaryota, Ciliophora, Oligohymenophorea, Peniculida, Parameciidae.